Rhododendron vialii is the source of this 1322-nucleotide messenger RNA. RefSeq lists its product as uncharacterized. The transcript has a single exon. Bases 374 to 1096 code for a protein of 240 amino acids. NCBI's taxonomy places the organism in Eukaryota, Viridiplantae, Streptophyta, Magnoliopsida, Ericales, Ericaceae. The record is from RefSeq and is a predicted model, not a curated record.
UGCUAACUAUUAAACCAUCCAACCUGGAAAACUCAAGUGAAUCUACAACAAACACUUUAAAAUACUCAUAACUGGAUCCAAAACCAGAGUAUACCUCCUUUGUCUUCUAGCACUCCCAAGUUCAAGUGUCCAUGUGCUUGUUCCCUUAUUUUGAACAGAACCUUAUUAGCUCACUUUGUUUCGGUUUCACAAGACCGUGCCUUAGUUUUUUAUAAUCUCACCGUCCAAACCAUUUACCAAAAACAAUAACAAAACACAAGGCCCUCUCCUUCCACCCUUUUUAUAUAAACCCACACCCUUCUCAUUCCAAGCUUCAAAAACUCCCCAACUCCUCACCCCUCUCCAUCCAAACACCCAAGAAAAAACCUCAAAAAUGGUUUCUCUAGAAACCUUUCAGGCAAUUCCUAAAUCCGUCGAGCCGAAUUCGAGCCCCCGGAUAUCCUUUUCCGGGGACUUGGCCGAGGAGAGAAACUUUGUCUCCUUGAGCCCGAAGUCCCCUAACCAGCCCGAGAGGGAGAGAUCCCCGCGAGCCGGGGAAUUCGAGUUCCUCUCGGGCAACGCGACCAGCCAGACGACGAUGCUGUCCGCGGACGAGCUGUUCUUCGAAGGGAAGCUGCUUCCCUUCUGGCAGGUGCAGAAUUCGGAGAAGCUCGAAAAGGUGAGUCUCAAAGAGAAGGAGGAGGUGGAGAAGAUCAAAGAGGUGUACCAGCACAAGGAGGAGAGUGCUACCAGAGUGACUAGUUGGUUUGUUGAUGAGGACCCAUCACCCAGACCGCCCAAGUGCACUGUUUUAUGGAAAGAGCUGAUGAGGCUGAGGAAGCAACGGCCGUCUUCGCUGUCGCCAUCUUCUUCCUCUUCGUCCUCCUCCUCUUCGUGCUCGUUCGGAGGCGAUUUGCCUCCGAUCGCGGAAGGGAGAGAGGGGUCCGGAGGGAACAGAGAGAAGCACGCCAAGAGGAUGAAGAAAGGGUUGGAGAGGACAAGAUCAACGAGUAUAAGAAUAAGGCCCAUGGUCAAUGUGCCGAUUUGCACACAAGGGAAGAACAAUUCACAGUUGCCUCCUCUGUUUUCUAGUAAGAAAGGAAGACUAGAUAGAUAAGGAGGAAAAGCAGUAAAGGCAUUUGUUUGGUAUGGAAUGCAGAAUUGUCCAUCUUGGUGUCAAAAAAACCAAUUUUUUUGCUCUGCAUUCACUUUUUUUUUCUUCUCAAUUUGUACGUGUAUGAGUGUGGUUUGUGUUGGAUCUGAUGAACUUUAGUGUAAAUUCUGACUUUGAGUUUUUAUUGGUUUUCUGUUAACAAAGGAUGAUAAAUGCUGGUUGUUCUGAA